GACGGAACAGCACAUGAACUGGACACACAAUUUAAUAGUGUUUGUGUGUGUAGGUCUGGAUGCUGAAGAGGAGAGGAGUGACAGUGUGUUGGGGUUUUACCUGAAGGUGACCUGUAAAGAGGAGAUGAGUGACAGUGUGUUGGGGUUUUACCUGAAGGUGACCUGUAAAGAGGAGAUGAGUGACAGUGUGUUGGGGUUUUACCUGAAGGUGACCUGUAAAGAGGAGAGGAGUCUGACAGUGUGUUGGGGUUUUACCUGAAGGUGACCUGUAAAGAGGAGAUGAGUCUGACAGUGUGUUGGGGUUUUACCUGAAGGUGACCUGUAAAGAGGAGAUGAGUGACAGUGUGUUGGGGUUUUACCUGAAGGUGACCUGUAAAGAGGAGAUGAGUCUGACAGUGUGUUGGGGUUUUACCUGAAGGUGACCUGUAAAGAGGAGAUGAGUCUGACAGUGUGUUGGGGUUUUACCUGAAGGUGACCUGUAAAGAGGAGAUGAGUCUGACAGCGUGUUGGGGUUUUACCUGAAGGUGACCUGUAAAGAGGAGAUGAGUGACAGCGUGUUGGGGUUUUACCUGAAGGUGACCUGUAAAGAGGAGAUGAGUCUGACAGUGUGUUGGGGUUUUACCUGAAGGUGACCUGUAAAGAGGAGAUGAGUGACAGCGUGUUGGGGUUUUACCUGAAGGUGACCUGUAAAGAGGAGAGGAGUGACAGCGUGUUGGGGUUUUACCUGAAGGUGACCUGUAAAGAGGAGAUGAGUGACAGUGUGUUGGGGUUUUACCUGAAGGUGACCUGUAAAGAGGAGAUGAGUCUGACAGUGUGUUGGGGUUUUACCUGAAGGUGACCUGUAAAGAGGAGAUGAGUCUGACAGCGUGUUGGGGUUUUACCUGAAGGUGACCUGUAAAGAGGAAAUGAGUGACAGCGUGUUGGGGUUUUACCUGAAGGUGACCUGUAAAGAGGAGAUGAGUGGCAGUGUGUUGGGGUUUUACCUGAAGGUGACCUGUAAAGAGGAGAGGAGUGACAGCGUGUUGGGGUUUUACCUGAAGGUGACCUGUAAAGAGGAGAUGAGUGACAGUGUGUUGGGGUUUUACCUGAAGGUGACCUGUAAAGAGGAGAGGAGUGACAGCGUGUUGGGGUUUUACCUGAAGGUGACCUGUAAAGAGGAGAUGAGUGACAGCGUGUUGGGGUUUUACCUGAAGGUGACCUGUAAAGAGGAGAUGAGUGACAGCGUGUUGGGGUUUUACCUGAAGGUGACCUGUAAAGAGGAGAUGAGUGACAGUGUGUUGGGGUUUUACCUGAAGGUGACCUGUAAAGAGGAGAUGAGUGACAGUGUGUUGGGGUUUUACCUGAAGGUGACCUGUAAAGAGGAGAUGAGUGACAGCGUGUUGGGGUUUUAUCUGAAGGUGACCUGUAAAGAGGAGAUGAGUGACAGUGUGUUGGGGUUUUACCUGAAGGUGACCUGUAAAGAGGAGAUGAGUGACAGCGUGUUGGGGUUUUAUCUGAAGGUGACCUGUAAAGAGGAGAUGAGUGACAGCGUGUUGGGGUUUUAUCUGAAGGUGACCUGUAAAGAGGAGAGUCGUCUAAGCAACAAUAAGUUCACUAUGCUGGACGUCCAGAAGAACAGAGUCCGGUUCAGCAACAGUCAGCGGAGUUCUCUGAAUGAGGAGUAUGAGGCUCACAAUGCCAUUGCCUCGGGCUAUGUGGACCCCCUGCAGUUGUUGAGUGACGGCGUCGCCCAGCUGGUUGCAGUGAUUGGCUUCUCUGUGGCCUCUAUCUCCACCCCAUCCCCUACACCAGGCCUCCUGGCUGCGGACUGCAGGGGUCUAGAGUUCCAACAGGCCAUGCCCACCCAAGACACAGCCUUCAUACCUAAUGAUAUAGUAUAUCCUUCAUACAGGAGGAGCAGAGCUUAUACAGUGCCGUCAGAAAGUAUUCAGACCCCUUGA
Messenger RNA from Salmo salar (Atlantic salmon), 1940 nucleotides. NCBI's taxonomy places the organism in Eukaryota, Metazoa, Chordata, Actinopteri, Salmoniformes, Salmonidae. The record is from RefSeq and is a predicted model, not a curated record.